UGUAAGAUAGGAAUUUAAGCAACACUUUACUGAAGGCGGCACAAUCAUUCAGUUCGUAAUUCGUAUAAGAAAUUGAGAAGGAACAAUUAUUAAGUAUACUAGUACUUGUAAAUUGUUACGUUUUCGUUAACUAUGGCUAUAGUGAGGUUCUUUACCUGUGAAGCUUUUAGUGUUCACAAAACUAAGGAGAUAUUAAAUAAAUUAAAAAUUGUCGACAAUGAUGUAAAGGAGUUGUCAACAGAAGUUUGCUACCAUGUGGAACUUGCUGAAGGUUGUGACAAUCUUUCCAAUAACCAAAUUCAAAUUCUUCAAUGGCUUCUUAGUUCUCCAUUGCAACCACAUUCAUUAAAAAAUGAUUCUGCAUAUAACUUUGUAAAAAAUAAUCAAGUUAUAAUUGAAAUUGGCCCCAGGUUUAAUUUCUCAACAGCUGAUUCAAGUAAUUCUGUUCAGAUUUGUGAUAGUGUUGGACUUCAUCAAGUGGUUCGACUUGAAGUGUCUAUAAGAUACCUCAUUACAUUUAAGGAAGUAAAAAAUGUUGAUAACAGCUUAUUUGAAGCUCUGGCUGCUCCUUUGCAUGAUAGAAUGACACAAUGCAUUUACACUAAAGAAAAUUUACCACAGAAAAGUUUUAACGAAGGCCUUCCUAAAGAUUUAGAACCUUGGUAUGUGGUUCCCUUACUUAAUGAGGGCAUGGCAGCUAUGGAAAAAGUUAAUACAAAAUUAGGAUUGGCUUUUGAUGCCUGGGAUAUGGAAUUUUAUAUGGACCUUUUUGUUAAUAAACUGAAAAGAGACCCUACGAGUGUUGAGUUGUUUGAUCUUGCUCAAAGCAAUAGUGAACAUUCUCGGCACUGGUUUUUCAAAGGUAAGAUAAUACUGGAUGGAAAGGAAAUAGACGAGUCCCUGAUUGAUAUGGUUGCUUCAACACAGAACACUUCAAAUAAUAAUAAUGUCAUAAAGUUUGGAGAUAAUAGCAGUGCAAUCAAGGGUUUCAAUCACUUUAAACUAACUCCACUGGAUGUAACAAAGCCAUCUCAAGUGAUGAAGGAAUUGACUGAAUCAGAUAUUAUAUUUACUGCUGAGACACAUAAUAUGCCAACAGCAGUUGCUCCGUUCAGUGGUGCUACCACUGGCACUGGUGGCAGAAUAAGAGAUGUCCAGGGAGUGGGAAGAGGUGGUCAUACUGUUGCCGGUACAGCAGGGUAUAGUGUUGGCAAUUUACUUAUACCAGGAUAUGAUUUACCUUGGGAGGAAAAAAGCUGGAAGUAUCCGAAUAAUUUUGCUAGUCCAUUACAAAUUAUUAUUGAUGCUAGCAAUGGUGCUUCAGAUUAUGGUAACAAAUUUGGGGAACCUGUUAUAUGUGGAUUUGUACAGUCCUAUGGUAAUAAGAAUGGGGACAACAUAAGAGAAGAGUUCGUAAAACCAAUCAUGUUCAGCGGUGGUAUUGGAUACAUGCCUCACAAUAUGAUUAAGAAGGAAAAACCAGAUAAAGGCAUGUUGUUGGUGAAGAUUGGUGGACCGGUGUACCGUAUCGGUGUGGGUGGCGGCGCAGCCUCCUCUGUGGCCGUGCAGGGUGGAGACUCCCGCGACCAUGCGCUAGAUUUUGGAGCCGUACAGAGAGGUGAUGCAGAAAUGGGCAACCGUCUUAACAGAGUAGUGAGGGGUUGUUUGGAAGCCAAAAUUAAUCCUAUCGAGUCAAUCCACGAUCAAGGAGCCGGAGGAAAUGGCAAUGUAUUGAAAGAGUUAGUAGAACCUGAAGGCGCUGUUGUUUUUACUAAGGAGUUUGAACUUGGUGAUCCUACGAUCACCACUCUGGAGUUAUGGGGGGCAGAGUACCAGGAAAAUGAUGCUUUACUAUGUACUAAGAAGAAUAGGGAUGUCCUUGAAGGUAUUUGCCGCCGAGAAAGGUGCCCUGUGUCGUUUGUUGGAGAGGUGACCGGAGAUGGUUUCAUGAGUCUCGUAGAAGAUAAAUAUAACAAUGAAUAUUUGAACAGAAAUAAUCGGCUGAAGCCGGAAAUUAAGUCUAAAAUGCCAUAUGAUCUGCAUUUGGAAGCCGUUCUAGGUAAUAUGCCUCGUAAGACAUUCGACUUGAGACAAGAUAAACGCACUAAGCUACCACUAAACUUGCCCGCUGAUGUCACAGUUGAAAAAGCCUUAGAUAGAGUCUUGAGGCUCGUGAAUGUUGCUAGCAAGAGAUAUUUGACUAACAAGGUUGAUAGAUGUGUAAGUGGAUUGGUUGCACAACAGCAAUGUGUGGGUCCGCUUCAUACACCGUUAGCUGAUUGUGCCAUAAUAUCUUUAUCCUACUAUGACUUGGUCGGAUCUGCAACAUCUAUUGGUACCCAGAAUAUCAAAGGUCUGUUGGACCCCGCAGCUGGUGCUAGGAUGUCUCUUGGUGAAGCUCUUACUAAUCUGGUAUUUGCGGGAAUAUCUGAGUUGGGUGACGUCAAGUGUUCUGGGAACUGGAUGUGGCCGGGUAAGACGGGUGCGGAAGGCGCGGCUUUGGUGCGAGCCUGCAGGGCGGUCAGUGACGUCAUGAGUGUCCUCGGAGUCGCUAUCGACGGAGGGAAGGACUCGUUGUCCAUGUGCGCCAGCGUUGACUCCGCGCCUGUUAGGUCUCCCGGUACCCUCGUAGUGUCAACUUACGCCCCUUGUCCCGAUAUAACUGUGAAAAUCGAGCCCGCACUGCUCGUAGAGGGCGCUGCAAUCAUUCACGUUCCAGUAACUCCAGGGAAAUACAGAAUCGGCGGUUCAUCUCUCGCUCAGUGCUACAAGCAACUCGGCGAAAACCCGCCAGAUCUAGACGAUCCUAAUGUUUUAAAAUCUUUAUUCAACGUCACUCAGAAACUUUUGAAAGAGAAGAAAUUGCUGUCUGGUCAUGAUAUAAGUGAGGGGGGCUUUAUAACAGCAGCCUUAGAAAUGGGUAUCGGUGGUGUUCGAGGGCUGGAAAUAGAUUUACAAGUGGAAAAGAAUAUUACGGCCAUAGAGGCUUUGUUUAACGAGGAACUCGGCAUACUGUUAGAGGUGGCACAAAGUGAUUUGAGCUACGUAUUAAAAGAAUACAGCCUACAAGGGGUUAAGGCCAAAGUUGUGGGUAAAACUGGAAAUUAUGGCAUGGAAUCGCAGGUCACCGUGAAGGUAAACGACGUGUCAGUUUUGAACUCCAAGCUUAUAGAUGUCUAUAGAAUGUGGGAGGAGACGAGCUUCAGACUGGAAUGCCUCCAGGCUAAUUCUGAUUGCAUCAACCAGGAAUGGGAAGGUCUGGCAAAACGUAAGGGUGUUACAUACAACGUCACCUAUGAUCCGUCCGUGGGUUCCGUGAGGACAAACCCAGUAAGGGUUGCUGUGCUCAGAGAAGAAGGUACAAAUGGUGAUCGUGAGAUGAUAGCAUCUCUAAUGAUGGCUAACUUCGAUGUUUUUGAUGUCACUAUGAGUGACUUGCAAGCAAACAAGAUACAUUUAGAUUCAUUCAGAGGCAUUGUAUUUCCUGGUGGAUUUAGCUAUGCCGAUACCUUGGGAUCAGCAAAGGGUUGGGCAGCAGGAAUAAUGUUCUCGGAAUCUCUGAACAAACAAUUCACUCACUUCAAAAACAGAAGCGAUACAUUCUCAUUGGGUGUGUGUAAUGGAUGUCAACUGAUGGCGCUACUGGGCUGGGUUAAUGUAGAUAAUAAAAAGGAAGAGAGAGCUCAGAUAUUCUUAGACCACAACCAGUCGGAGAGAUUCGAAUGCCGUUGGAGCGCUGUGAAGAUAAACGAAUCGUCGUCGGACGUGUGGUUCCGUGGUAUGGGUGGGAGCGUCUUGGGGGUGUGGGUCGCUCAUGCUGAAGGACGUUUCGUGACCGACAGACUGCAACAGUUGAAAGACAAUGAUCAGAUAGCGUUACAAUAUGUCGAUGAUGAAGGGUCACCCACACAAGUAUACCCCAUGAACCCCAAUGGAAGCAUCGAGGGUAUAGCGGGUCUGCGAUCUGUAGACGGUCGGCACCUGGCGAUGAUGCCUCAUCCUGAACGGUGUGUUCUAUCUUGGCAAUGUCCAGUACCACAGUCCGCAGACAAGCAAAGCAAAUAUUCACCGUGGAUGAAACUAUUCAGCAACGCAUACACCUGGGCUUCACAGAAUUAAUGCGUCAAAAAGUAGUGUAUUGACACUAUACUGACAACGAGAAGCUCAUAUGGACCUCAUAGCACUAAUAAAACAGUAAAUAAUAGCAAAUAGAAAUUGCUAACAUUAAAAAUAUAUAAUGAUAGCAAGAAUUUUGUUACAUGUUAUGUAAUUAUAUAUCAUUUUAAUACUAAAUUUUUCUAAUAUUCUUAAUUUUAUUAAUUUUGUUUUAAAAGAAAUAUGUCUUGAAAAGCUAUGUGAGUUAUCGCUCAAAUGCCAAUGGGAAACAGCUCAUUCAGAUGUUUACAUUAUAUGUUUUUAAUGUGUUUCAGUUAUGUGGAUUGUAUAAACAUAUCAAGAUAUUUGUUACAUUUAAAAAUCAUUCCAUUUUGAUGUUAAAUAAAUAGUAUUAAUAUUGUCUUCCAAGAGUGCCAAAUUUUACAUGGAAUUUAUUUGAUAUCUUUCCAUUUUGUAUCAUAUAUUAAUGAAAUCUCAUUUAAUGAAACUAGCUUCUAUCUUAAACGUUUUUAUCUUUUGUUAUUGUAAUUAAGUUUUAUAAGAGAAAUAUAUUUUCCUCGUCAUAAAAAUAAAAAAUGUAAUUUGCGCUUUUUGAUAUUGUAAUUUUUUUUAUGGGGAUAUAGAUAAAAAAUUGCAUUCCUCCUUGAUAUUUAUUUCUAAUACUUUUUUUGUGUUAAGUUUUAAAAUUAAACAGAACAUGAAAUCAUACGUUCAAAAAUAUAUUUUUUUUUAUUAAA
Molecule: messenger RNA, 4853 nt
Organism: Danaus plexippus (monarch butterfly)
Lineage: Eukaryota; Metazoa; Arthropoda; Insecta; Lepidoptera; Nymphalidae
Gene: Pfas
Product: phosphoribosylformylglycinamidine synthase
Exons: 23
Coding region: 133-4119 (1328 amino acids)
Biological process (GO): 'de novo' IMP biosynthetic process
Molecular function (GO): phosphoribosylformylglycinamidine synthase activity
Source: RefSeq, a predicted model, not a curated record